AUGGAACCACCGGUAGGAAACGCGGGGGGGGAGGGGGGUUCCCCGGGUCCGCCCCCCCCAGGGGAUGCGGGGGGUGGGCUGCGCCCGCCUGAAGCAGCUCCUGCUGCUCGUUGAGCAGACCUUCCCACAAUGCUCCGCGGGCGGGCGUGUUUGUGUGUUGGGGCUCCCAGCAUCCCCUUCGGAGGGGCACGAACGUGUGAAUGGGCUCCCUUCUGCUGCUGGCACGCUAGCUGUCCGCAUAGGAUUGUUCCUGGGGGCGGGAUACGGGCCGCGCUCCAAGGCUGCUGGCUCCUUUCUCUCCCCCGGCCCCCGCUUUUAAGAGCUGCGAGAUGAGCACAACUGCAGCAUGUGAAACAACUCUUCUCCACAGGCACACCCGGCCAAUAUGGAGAUGUAAUUGGGGGUGGGUGGGGAGAAUGUGGCAACUCUUCUUUAUAUCUCCAGGCAAAAGGGAAAAAAAUUGCUUCCUUUCGCAGUACUUCAGCAUCCCUUUACUCUCCCCCCCCUAAAAAAAAAAAAUCACGUGCACACAAGGUGGGAACCGUCACAGCUCUAAAAUAUUUGUUUUUUAGCGUGUUGACCUGGCAUGAUUUAAGAACCCUGGGCGCAUGGGUGACUGGAUGUGGCACGAAUUUAGGUUGCUACAGGGGGAAAGUCUUAAGGUGGCGGCGGAGAGGGGGAUGGUUAUCUUUAUUCUUUGUCACCACACUGUUGUUCCCAUAUAUCAAGUGGAUUAUUAGGGUAAGGUUCCUCACUUGCUUCAGAGAAGGGAGGACUAAGUGUAUGAAGUAGCUGUUGUAGCAGAGAGAACUGGACUUUGAACUCUUGCACUAAAGGAGUCCUGUUGCUUUAGGGUAGGAGUGGCUGACCUGUGGCUCUUGGACACAGUGUGGCAGGUAGAUUGGGUGGAGGUGUCCCUCUGCUCAGCUCUGCUGGCCGCCACCUGCGCAGUGGCAUCCACAUCAGUCUGCCAGUAUGGACCCCCCUGUACUGCCUGCUGAGCCUGCAAGUGUAUGGAAGUGCCACUGGCAGGAUCCCUGUCAGCAGCAGCCCACACAAAGCCCCAAAAUUGGGUGACGUGAAGGCAGGGAAGGGCUGAACCAGCCUGAGAUCCAUUGCAUUGCAAGUCAGCCUCACUGCUGAUGGUACCGGACCCAGUCUCCAUCCAACUGCUGCACCAGCUCCAGGCAUCCCCACACCUUCCACCCUGGCCAGCCGAAACAGCAUGGGUGUAGCUAAUCAAUAAAAACCAGCAAAAUACAUAGCUAACAGGUUCUGCCCUCCCUAACAAAAGUCCUGCCCCCCUAACAAAAAUCCUGACUGCGCCCAUGGCAGCCAUGGCAAUCUGAUAAACAGCACUUCUGUCUGCUCAGGGUUUGGAUUUUGCAGCCUAAAUGAUGUUGGACUCUCAAUUCCUAUAAUCUCUGACCAUUGGUCAUGUUAGCUGAGGUGGAGUCUAACAACAUCUGGAGGGCCACAGGUUCCCUAUCCUUGGUUUAGGAAAAAACACAAAGGGGAAGGGGGAGCAGGAAGGAUAUAGGAAGAGUUCUUCCUGGACACCUUUCCAAACAAAAUUCUGUAGUUGCCAGUGGCCCAAGGUUAUUCCCUGAUGGCACAGAUGAAAUGUUAAUGAGCAAGGGAGGCAGGGAAUGUUUUUACCCUCCUAUUUAGCUUCAAUAACAAUUGAUGUCUCUCUUUUGCAUGGAAGUUGCUGAUUCGGGAUCCUCACAUGCUUGUGAACUUUUCAGAUAGAAGGAGUGAUAACUGGCCUUUAAUUACCAUGUGAUUGCCUGCCCUGCCUUUCCAAAGUAAAUAGUGUGCCAAAUGUAGCUAUUGAAACUUUGUCCUUCUACAAACCAUGUUUCAAUUGCUGCGGGCCUAGAGUGUCACACAUUAACUUGGGCUGCUGGGCUGAUGAAUGGAUUGGUAGUUGAAAGAGCACCUUUGCUGCAGCACCUGCAACUUGGUACAGAACAGAUUUCCUGGUUCUCUCUGUUUCAAAAACAAGUAGACAAGAAACAUCCAGCUCUUGUCUGUUUUGGAUCGCAAACUUGGGACAAAACAAGUCUUGUGUGUCACCUUAAAGAUUAACUAAGGACCCAAAAUGUUCCAGGAGAAAGGACUUAUAAGUAACAUAGAUUGUGUAUUGGUUGUGGUGGGAAUGAAAAAGGAAAACUGAGCAGGAGACAGGGAGAAACAUACACCCUAUAUCAGUGUGGCAGCUUAAUUUGCUCAGAAGCAGGUGAUGAGCUUCUCUUUCCUAUCUGCAGCAGUGAUGUGAUUUUUCCUGUAUGCACAUCAGUACAUCUGCUUAGGUAAGAAAAGAAGUUAGGAGCAGCUGCUACAGCCAACCUUCCUCUAACCUGCAUAAGGCGCAAAGCCAGGACUGCUAUGUCUCCAGCUAGCUGUGUGCUCUCUCCUUCAACUCACCAAAGUGUCCCCACCUUACAUGCUUCCUGCCCUCUGUUCCAGCUUCUCACCUGGAAGCAGUUGUUACUAGCCAUGAGCAAAGGGCUAAUUGCAAGCAUGUUUGUGUUGCUUUUACCUGGAGUUGGUCCCAACUAAUUAUGCUGCUGCUUUCUUUUUAUUGUGCAGUUGUUGAAUGACGCAGAGGAGAUAGCUGCUUUGUAUCGUGAGCUUAGCCAGUUCCCAUCUCUUUCCAGUGCCUCUAUUGGGCCAGAGGUAACAACUCAGUAUGGUGGGAAAUACUGCAACCUUUACACAGGUAAACCUCUCCCUCGUAGUUGCCAGCAUUAGUUGAGACCCAUGUUUAUAUUGCGAUUCACUUUGGGAUGCCUCAUGAGAAGCAAUGAGUACAUUUUUCUUUGCCUUGCCUUGAACCAUCACUCCUGACAAAAUAAACCAGGAGACUAGCUUUUAGCACCAGGGUUUCUGUGGCUUUGACUGGCUGGUUCCUGUGCUUCAGUAUCAAACCAACUUUCAUCUUUCUCUGAUGAUCAUAAGAAAUAAAGCCCAAAGAUAGAGCUGUUGGCAUUCUUGACUCUGAACCAGGAAUGGGCAUGAUGGGCCUUUAUACAUACAUUCAAUGUAUAGGCGACCCUAUAACUGAAGUUCUCUGGGCAGCUUAAUGGGAUUUAAAACACACACAGAGAGACCAAAAUUAACAGUAAAACAAACUACAAUCCGCAUCAUUACAUAGUCACAAAUCACAUUAAAACAGGUCCCUGGGUAUGGUCUGAAUGCACAUGAGGUCACCGCUUUGCUGAAGCUAAGCAGGCCUGAGUAUGGUCAGUGUCUGGAUGGGAGACCACCUGCCAACCACAUUGUGAGCCAUGACAGAAGAAGGGUGGGAUAUAAAUGUAGGAAAGUAAAUAAAAUACUUUUUGCAGCAACAAAUCAAUGUAAAAUGGGGGGGGGGGCAAUGGAAUAAAAUCUGCAGAAGUCAAACUAGGAUGAAAUCAUAACUUUAGACAUGGGGAAAUAAAGUUAUUUGACUGAUGUUGGAAAUAUAUUAAGGUAGGUUUACAGGCAAGUCUCUUGUGUGGGGAGACUCUUCUUGUCUGCUCCUGGUCUUGCCUGAAAUAGUUGGGGGAAGAGGAGGAUGGGACAGUGAUGUUGGGAUUUUUUUGUGGUAGAGGAAGAUUGGUUCUUUCUGUGGUAGGCUGGACAGAACUGAGUUCUCUCCCUCCCUUUACAGAGUGGUCUCAGCGAGACUUGGAAAGAGCUGAAAAUAUAAAAUUCUGCCAUCAGUACCUCAUCUUCCAUGACAGCCACUCCAUUGUGUACUCAAGCCCCUCUGGCAAUUGCACGGAAAUCAAGGGAGAGUAAGUCUCUUGUUUGUUGUGUUUCACCACGCUUUCUGCAGAAACAGCAGAUCACUACCCGAAGCCUUGUGCUGAAGGGGGUCUCCCAAGGAUCAGCACAGCCUUGAACCUCCAUGUCAGGGAACUGCCAUCAGUGCCGGAGGGAGAGAGCAAAAUCCAGAGGGAUUCCAGAGAGCGUCCUGGGAUUGGGAGAGGCAGCCCAUCUUCUGGGGAAGAGAAUCAGCGUAGCACCAGUGGAGAAGGGGGGCAGAUGGGGGAAGCGGCGAGGCGGUCCCAUGACUCCUUGCCAGGGACCAGCGGGGAGAGUAGAGGUCCUCCGCUGCCUACGCCCUCCUUGCACAGAAGGCUUUCGCACAGAGAGAGAGUAGGAGGAGACUAGGCGUCAAAGAGCUUCUUUGCUGGAAGAAGUUUAAGAAACGCCCACUGACGGAUUCUGCCAGCGAUUGAGACAGCCACGGGUAAGUGGCUGUCCGGACAGAAAAGGUUCACUCAGGCAACCCAGCCAGGUGUUUGUGCCGGCUUACGCACGAGGAACCCCUAGAACCACUACACUCCAGUGCCAGGGAUACAUGUUCUGCACCAAAACAAUCCGAAUCCUUUAAUGAGAUCAGACUGCUUUACAGUGGUGCCCCGCAAGACGAAUGCCUCGCAAGACGGAAAAACCGCUAGACGAAAGGGUUUUCCGUUUUGAAGUUGCUUCGCAGGACGAAUUCCCCUAUGGGCUUGCUUCGCAAGACGAAAAUAUCUUGCGAGUCUUGAGAUUUUUUUUUCGCUUUUCCCCCCCUUUAUCUAAUCUGCUAAGCCUUUAAUAGCGUUUAAUAGCCUUUUAGCAGCUAAUCCCCUAAGCCUUUAAGCCUUUAAUAGCCGCUAAACCGCUAAUAGCGCUAAUAGCGCUAAUCCGUCAAUGGGCUUGCUUCGCAAGACGAAAAAACCGCUAGACGAAGACUCUCGUGGAACGGAUUAAUUUCGUCUUGCGAGGCACCACUGUAUUUUCAAAAUUAUUUGAGAGUCCAUAAUUUUGGACCGAAGGGGCCUCUAAGGCAGCUGACUGAAAAUCAGAACACUAAAACAAUGGUUAAGUGCCCUAAUCUGCAAUAUCUAGCACUGUCAGAAGCCACAGGGAAAGACAAAACUGCAAACCUGCCCAGCAGCAUAUACUUACUGAACAGGAACUUCUGGAAAAUCCCAGUUUUUGCUGCUUACUAAAGAUAAGCAGGCCUUGGUUGGCAGGGGUGUUCCACAGCUGUGGCACCACACUUAAAAAGGCUCUCUCUUGUGUCAUCCUGCCCUGGGGAAACAUGUGAGGCGAGGUAGUUCUUCCAAUACAUUAUAUGUAUUGCCAUACAUUUACUUUAUUACCAAAUGACAAUGGAGAUAAUCCACACGACCCAUCCAUCCCUUUCAAUAUCCUAGCUUGGUGUGCUUCCAAAGCCUCUUGGGCUGCUCCCCUCAGGCCUAGCCGCCAUGGCCAGUGAUCUGAACUGAUGGGGAGUGGGGAGCCCAACAACACCUGGAGGGCCACAUGUCCCCUGCUUGUCCUAGAAGGAUGGGCACAGUCUGAGCUGCCUUCCUUUCUGGUACCUUCUUCGUCCUGGCCUGUGCCUGACCAAAGCCAUCUUUCCUAGGCUAACCAUGCUGUUUUCCUUCUUAGGCUGCUCAGUCGGGACUCUCCCAGUGGAGCACAGAAAGCCGUUCUACGAAAGACUAGCAACACCAAAGGCGAAGAGAAACAGUUCCUAGAGGUAUAUAUAGCUGGCUUGAAGAAAGCUGAGAGAAGAGACUUAUACCCUGGCUCUCUAAUAUGUUUCUGCUGUGUAAGGCAGACCUUCCAGAGAUGCUCUGCCCCUUCAUUCCCAGAGCAACAUGGCUUCAUAUUUGGCCUGUUUGCUCAGUGAUUCUCAAACUAUCUGUCACGCUUCCAACCCGGGAGGCAGUUGUAUGGCACUCUGACUUGAGUGGCUUUUGCUUCUUUUUGUUUGAAAGGAAAGGGGUCAGUUUGUGGCUCUUUCAUGCGGCUCAGAAUAGGUCCGGUCUCUGAGAAGACAUUGGGUACAUAAGCAAAGGGGUUCAGAGACUAAAUCUGCCAUGUGUCUGCUCCCACAGGUGUGGGAAAAGAACCGCAAGGUGAAGAGCAUCGAGUUGACAGCCCUGGAGAAGCAUGGCCAAGUGUACGAGGACGGUGAGAUUUCCUUGCAGCUCUGUUUCCAUUUGUAGGAGACAAGAGAAGAGGAUAGCUAGGCCCCAGCAUUCAUCCUUUCCUUGCAGCUCGGGAGUGCUGGUGGUGGUAGGGUGUUCUCCGAUAUCCCUGAUAUGCACUGAUAAGGGAAGUCAUUUUUGUCCUGUUUGAAAAGGGGACUUGGGAAACCUAGGAAUGCUUCUGGUCAUUGAAUUUUUGAUUGAGGUCAGUCAGUGAAAUCUAUUGUCAUCUUGUUCCCUGCCCCAGACCAAUUUGGCUGCUUGGCCUGGUCACACUCCGAGACGCACCUUCUCUACGUGGCGGAGAAGAAGCGCCCCAAGGCUGAGUCGUUCUUUAAGCCAAAAGCCCCUGAGCUGAGCAGUGAAGAGGAGCUGGCCAAGACAGAGCGACGAGAUAAAGCCAUUAAGGUAGAAUGAACUUCUGCUUUGCCUUGUGUCCUGCGAGCCAUUAUUUCAGUUUCUCUUCAUCAUCACCAUAUGCCAUUUUUUUUCCAUAUUCAAAGCAGCUCUGUUCAUAAGGCGAUGCACUACCAAUUACACUUAUACCUGAAAUGCAGUAAAGCUAAUGCUUGCAUCUUGAACAGUUGGCUCUGAGGGAGCAGUUGCCUCCAAAGGUGAUGUCCCUGCAGUGGAACUGCGGAGUUUGUAAGCAAAUGUGUGUGUGGGCUUCUCACUCUUCAGGAAGUGGGAAGCACUUGACUGACGCCAAGUUGAAAACCAGUGAUGCGGGCCCUGGCAAUCUCCCAGGCAGGUGAGACUCCCUUUGCUGUCACUCGAGCUGCCUCUGCAUCAGGAUCUCUCUUUGCUUUUCCUAGGGAGAGCAGUUUGUGUUCUACGAAGACUGGGGGGAGACCCUGGUGGCUAAAAGCACUCCUGUGCUGUGUGUAUUGGACAUUGAGAGCAACAACGUUUCGGUCCUGGAGAGCGUUCCAGAGCACAUCUCCCCUGGGCAGGUCAGUACAGGAUAAACUGAGGGAGAAGGUUGGCACCCAGUUAGAUAAGGGUAUUUUUAUUUAUUUUAAAUACUUGCAAUCUUCCUUCUAGCUCCAAGGAGGGUCUCUAAAAGCAACUUACAGAAGAUUUCCACAUGUUUGGUAUCUGGAACAGAAACAAUGUGGAGUCAUCCUCAGUGUUGCCUGUUACCCCCACCCCCAAAAGUGUUAUUUGCCAACUCCAAUACUAUAAUAGCUGUGCCAAAAUGGCUAGGAUAUAGUGGGAAGGACUCUGUGCUUGUCAGCCAAGAUGCUUUCUUCCUGGAAAGAUAAUUUCAAAAUUAUCUUCCAAGACAAGAGCCAGGGAGUGUUCCCCAUCCAUUUAAUUCCAGGUUUCCAUGGUAUAUAUUAGUUGGGUCUGCUCUUGUCUUCCAACCUGUCUUAACCCCGCAUGCUGGAGAUGUGCUAGAGUCACCCGCCUGCCUCUCCACACCUGACAUGGCAUUCCCUUCUCCCCCAGGCCUUCUGGGCUCCAGGCGACACUGGGGUGGUGUUCACAGGCUGGUGGCACGAGCCCUUCCGCCUAGGGUUGAGGUACUGCACCAAUCGUAGGUAAGUUUCCUAUCAGGACAAGUAAGAAUCCAAGUGGUAUUGACUAUAUUAGAUAGAUGAGGGACCAAUUGGGGGGGGGGAGAGUGGGCCUACGAACAUUCUGGAGUCUUUGGGGUUGGAGGUGCUUUGUAUGCCUGCAAAACACACCAGUAGCCAGUGAGGAUGUGGUCUUGUGGCUAUGGAGGAGCUUGUGUGGCUUCAUGCAGAUGAAGUAGGCACCCAGAUUGGACUUGGGCCCUUUUCGAUUCUAGAACUUGCCCAUUUUCUGUUUGGGAACCACCCUGCUGCCUCAUCAGGGUUCUUCACCCUGUCCUUUUAAACAGGGGGGGAAUUGUUUUUGUUUGUUACUAUGUUAUAUAUUUUUGUGAUUUUAUAUUGUAAACCACCCUGUGAUCCUCAGAUGAAGGUCGGUAUAAAAAUGUAAUUAAUAAUAAUAUUCCUGUUAUGUUCCUGUCUGGGUGAUGAAUGAGACACUAGCUUGCAGGGAGAAGAUAGAGGUCCCCACCCCCUUAGCCAGUCUCACAUGGUGCUCUCCCAUGUAAGCCCCACUUCUGUUUUGUGGUUUUCCUUCCAGAUCAGCUAUCUUCUAUGUGGACCUGACAGGUGGUCGUUGUGGUGAGACAUGUUUUCCUGUUUUAUCAUCGUCGUCAUCAUCAUCAUCAGCCAUGCAGUGACUUCUCAGUCCUCUUUUAAUUCACUGUAUCCCUUCCCAUUGCAGAGCUUUUAUCAGACGACAACAAAGCCAUUUGGUCUCCACGCCUGAGCCCAGACCAAUGUCGCAUUGUGUACCUGGAGAACCCGGCUUCUGGGCCUCACCAACAGUGCAGCCGUCUCUGCAUGGUGAGUAUUGCUUUUGAGCCUUAAGUCUUUGCAUGAGAGACGAAUAAGCUCCUGCCCUCUAUAUAGACUCCGGAGGUGAAGGCACAAGGAACACUUCUGAACUGGGCCCAGAGGUAGCAGGGGACCCAGACUCUUGAGUUUUCAUUUUGAAAAAUGUAAAUAUCUAGCCCUUUCCAGAAAGAAGGUUGUUACGAAGCAAAAUGCGGAGGCAUCAGUCUAACCCACUGCUUUGUAAGAAAUGAGCCGGCUCCUGUCUUUCUGUGCUGCAGCUGAAGGAGUACAGUCACAGUUGUGAAUGACUGAUGAGCACCGUGGAGAAAUAUUAGUCACAUACACACCAGGGAAAAGCAAACUACAGCUUCACAAUGUGUUACAGCUCAUGAAAAUUGAGGUUUUUGCCUGGUUUGGAGUUGGCACUGGGGGAGAGCAGUGUCAGGUAGAAAUUCAACAGGUCACAUAUUUUCUAGGACAGAAACACAAUUAUGGGGAAAGUUCCAGCUUUUGGCCUUCUGCCUGCCAGACAUCUUAUUACUUGCGUGUGGCCCUUGAUUUAUUGUUGGGUCCUCCUCCCUGCCCGUGGAAGAGAAUGUCAAUUCGUAUGUAUUUGCAUAUGGCCCAAUUUUUUUGCAAAUCGGAGGCCUCUUCUGCAGAUAGGGAAGUGGGCCCAGUCCCCAUGCAGAAAGUCCUGUUGGCAGCUUUGUGAACGAGUCCUUGAGCUCUUUGGCCUUUGCCAAACUGAUGUGUGAGAGAUCAGGCAAAGCUCUGGAUGAGCCUGAGUUAAUUCUGCCUUGUUGGCAACCAUAGUGGGGAAUCCAUAUUUGCUAGCAGGGGUUAUGAGGGUUGCUUCUUGGAGAGCUUGGUCAGAGGAAUUGAGGCAGAGCUCCUCAGUGAGAGCAUAAGGAGAACCAAGGCCUGUCAUUGUCCACCCAGAACUAUCACAUCAGGCCACUUCAGCACCUCCGUGAAGCAUGUAUUGAUGCUAUAAAAUAUUUGUGGGGCAAGAAGCUGUGCUGCACUGCCACAUCCUUUUCUGAUGCCUUUUGAUCUCUUUUGCCCCCAGUACGACUGGUACACAAAGCUCACUUCCGUCGUGGUGGAGAUUGUGCCUCGGCAGAGCCAAGGUGUGUAUUACAACCGUGCUGGAGCUCCCAGGGGUGUUUGAUGGGAUCCGAUGGAACCCUGUGGGUGUGCCAAGUAUUCCAUGUGCAACAACAAGCGAAGCCAAAUGUUAGGACCGCUGCAUAUCACGCACAGUCAUGUAUCUUGUUCAGAAUGGCCAACAUUUAUCACUGCGUUAGCUACAGGAGUGUGGAAUGUGAAAUCCGCCUAUAGGGCUGUGGAUGGUUUGAAAGAAACAAGGUGGUGUUAAGGAGGAACGAAAGGAGGAGAUUCUGGGGCAGUAGGGAAAAGACCUGAGCAUUGGGAAAACAUGAAAACCAACCACAGGCUGCUCAUGGCACCUUCUCUGUUAGGGUGUCUCUGGAAGCACCCCUUGGAAUCUUUCUAUAUGUGUUGGAAGCCGCCCAGGGUGGCUGGAGCAACCCAGCCAGUGGAGCAUAAAUAAUAAAAUUAUUAUUAUUAUUAUUAUUAUUAUUAUUAUUAUUAUUAUUAGAAGCAGCAGCAGCUUCUUUGCCUGCCUCAAGUUUGGAAUCAGCAAUAGCAAUUAGGUUCUGUGUCUUCAGCAAGUAUUUUUCUGCAGAAUCUUUUGCCAGUUUUUUUCAGGAAUUCAGAAUCCACAUCCACUUUGUCAUUAGAAAAGCAGGCUCAGUCGGCAGAUCCUGGCUGUGGACUAUCACGGAGACUGGCUGCAAAGAGGGAUUGGGGGGCCUUGGAAUAUAUAUGAAGAGAGACAGCAUCACGGCUAACCUUCUCAUUAGGCAGGGUGAAGUCACUUGUUACAGGUGGCAGAUUAUUAUCAUUUUUGUUACCCUGAAAGGGCAGGAAAUUGACAAGAAUUUAAUUUAUUUUUUAUCAUUUUUACCACGCUGGGGAAUGCCAGUUGGGGGGUUUUUGUUGUUUUUUUGCCAUGGUGUCAGAAUUUCAUGGGCUAUUUCUGGCUGGCAUCCAUGAAAGGGGCUUAUCAUGUGGCUUCCUGGCCCAGGGGCAUCCCUGUGUUUUCCACCGGAAGGGCAGCUGUUGUUUCAGUGAAGGCGCUUUGUCUCUUACAGGUGAAUUCACUGGGAUCUAUAGCACAGCACUGUCAGAGCACUGCUGGGCAGCAGACAGCCAGAGGGUGGUGCUGGACACAAUUCAACGUAGCAGGCAGGUAAGAACGAAGCAUAAAGUAUCUUGAGCUUCAGACUGAAGCCAGGGGUAGUUUGGGCAAACUAAGCACAAAGGGCACCUCCAAUCGAAGGCUUUAUUUGGCAACGGGCAAAUUGAAUCAGCACAUCUAAUAUCUUUAAACAUCAUGGGGAUCUCACAUUGAUCCACAUAACAAAGCAGAGGAUUAUAGCACCAUCUGAACAUUUGACUCUUUCCAAAUAGUGUGGUGGAGAAGGAAUUGUUGUGCAAAUCUUGCAGAACCUUGCUCGUGUGUGUGUGUCCCCAUUGAUGAAUUGCAGGACAGCUUGUUGUGUGAGAAGGUACUUUCUGGAUGCAACUGAGAGUAGAUCUCUCUCAUGCUGUCUUUUCCUCUAGGAGCUGAUUGUAGUUGAUACAGUGUCAGGCAGUGUGUGCUCUCUGACCAAGGGUAAGUAGCAAACUCCAUAACUUGGCCCUCCAUAAUUAGUUCCUUCCAGUAACAGCAGUCUAUGCUGUGUCCUGCCACUGCAAUCCUCUGAUCUUCUGGCAGAAGUGAGUCCUAAUUUGUUUAAUCUGUUUAAUCUGUUUGGGGCAAAGCUAUUCCAAGAGAACAGACAAGCCAUCUUGCAGUCUGUUGUUCAGGGAGUUCUUCAGACCUUUGUCAUCAGCCAGCACAGUUGGAGAUAAUUGUAUCUGGUGUCCUCACUUGCUUAUCUUUUGCUUUUUCUCCACCCUUUUUAGUAUCGCGCUAUACUGCCUUUGUAAGCAUUUGGGUGGAAGAUGCAUCCCAAGCCAAUAUCUUUAUCCUAGUUUCUUAAUGCCCACUGAUCAUCCAGUGUGAACACCCCCAUUGUUCUACUGACCUUUGCUUCACAUGCACUGCCCCCUCCUCCAACCCCCUCCAAAUCCUGCCAACGCUGCGUUCUUAAUUUUAGUUCAGGUUCCAGCCGUCAGCAGUUGGAAACUGGGAUGCAUCCAACAAAGCCAUAACACUCGCAGAAUGACUUGCGUUUGCACAACAGACCUUUCCCUAUCUCCUUACCCCACAACAGCCCCCUCCCAAAUCUAUUCUGGGAGUUUCCCCAAGCCCUGGAGCCGAUGGGGGGAGGAGAGUGAGGCGAACCUCCAUUGCACAAGCAGGAGGGCUUCUCUGGAUGCAACCCAUUUUGUUGCAUAUUCCGUCCAUUUUUAUAGAUUUUCCCGCAUGUCAAGUCAGUUUUUCUCUGCCCCAAAGCUUUGCUCGUAUCAGGCCAGCUUGCCCAGGCCUUCAGUGCUCAAAUGCAAACAUACCAGGUCAGAAACGAAGCGGUGAGGGUUGCACACUCCAAAUACGGGGGAAGAGAAAAACUUUGUUCUUUUACUAACCUAGGUUCCCGUCUUGGAAGCUGGGCCCUGCUCACUGUCGACAGAGAUCUGCUGGUGGCCAGAUUCUCCACUCCAAACUGCCCUCCCAUGCUUGUAAGUGUCCAGUGGCCAAAGGUUGGGCAGAGGGACCUGGGCUUGACACUCCUCAGAAUUGCUUGUUGCAGGAAUUCUAAAAUAAUACUUCCUAUGCUCUCUGUCACUUUAUGUUUUGCUUAGGAUUGCCCAAAUAUGAAAUAGACCAAGCCUGUAGACUUUGACUUAGGAACUGGCCUCUAUCAAAUUAAUCAGUUGAGGCCCCUUUAUCCUCAACUUGGGAAAUUAUUUUUUCGUCUUGUGUCAAAAAUUUGUUUGCACAAACUUUGUGGCUGGGAUGCAACAUCCUGUUAGUUAUGUGCUUAACUGAUUCUUUUUUAGGGGGGAGGGAGGGAAUUCUGAUGAGGGCAUUGUUGCCCAUAGUACAGAUUUUUACAGCCAAAGCUGAAACAGCACAGAGGCUGUAGGGUCAAGGAUUGUCGGCAGUGCAGUGUGUGAUGAUUAAGAGCCCAGGGACAGAACACAACAUCGACCCCCCACCCCCCGGUAUUUCCAUUGGGCUUGCCUCUUUUUUUCUUUUCAAAUAUCUGACAUGUGCUGCUAUUUAGGGGACAUGCUCUGCUCCUUAUGUUCUGGGUGACCUGGUGCGGUCCGAGUAAGAGAGAUCUGCUCCAGUGGUGCUGGAUUUUUCUAUGUCCUCUUGCUGCAGAUGGUGGCCUUCCUGCCUCCUGCUGGCAAGGAAGCUGAAGUUAACUGGGUGUGCCUGGAAGAAGCCAGCCCAAUUCAAGAAAUCUCUUGGGAUGUCCGUACCCUGCAGCCUCCUCCAGAACAGGACAACCCCCAGUAUGGUGAGGGCCCAGAGAAAAAGAAUUGGACAGACAUUGCCAGAGAUCAAGGAAUUUAAUUCCCAACUUUGAGCCAGAGAAGAAAUUGGGGCAUUGAGGCUGUGAUAUGCAGAUUGUGGGAGGAAAUUGACACCACUCACUUAGGCUAGAUCUGCCAUUGCAGGGAGAUGGAAUUAUCCUCCUCUCCUUCCCCUGUGUAUUGUUCUGGGAAGUUCUCCUGACCCUCCACAGCAGAUUGGAGGGAAGCACAGGGGGAAAGGCCUGUUGCUCUAGUGGGAGCCCUUGCGUUGACUUCUGUGAGUGUACUGGGUUAGUUGAAUCUAGGCCUUUGUGCCUGACUUUCACCAGAUCUGCAAACUGUUCUUUCCUCACAGCUGGCCUCAGUUUUGAAGCCAUCCUACUCCGGCCCACUCAGGAGCCAAAGAAGGCCAAGUUUCCAUUAGUGGUGUCACCUCAUGGUAAGUGCUUUGUCUUCAUUACUCCCUUCAAGGCACAGGGUGAUUCCUUCGCCCUUCAUCUCACUGGCACUCCCGUCUUCUCCUUUGCAGGAGGCCCACACUCAGUGUUCACCACCAGCUGGAUGCUAUACCCAGCAUUGCUCUGUCGGAUGGGGUUUGCUGUGCUGCUGGGUAAGUGGUGGCCCAGAGCAUUCUCAGUCACCCAGUGGGCUGCCGGGGUCUCAGUUUAUCUUAGAAUAGGGCAUCACAAUUAGGAGACUGGACUGUCAGUGGAUCCUCUCCCAUGACAGUGGUAAAUGACUGCAGCAUGGUCCAAAUCUCUUGGCCUUUUCCUGUCUAGUCCAGUCUGCCUCAGUUGCUCAACAGGUGUGCUAGGAGGUGUGACACUGGAGGAGGAAUGGCACAAGAAAGGCUUCUCGCCCUUCUGGAAAGCAGUGGUUGUGCUUUCAGGUGUAGGAGCUGCUGUGGGUGGCAGUAGCAGGUAGCAGGUAGUGAGAACUGGAGAUUCCUGCCAUGGUAUCAUCCUUCCAUUAGAGGAAGCAUCCUCCUGCCCAGUGAUUCUGCAGCCUGGUUGAGCAGAGUGACAUCUCCUUGAAGAGCAGGAGGCUCAGGUCUAGCAAAGAACUGGAGAUCUCAAUGAGCCUGUUUUUCUCCCUUCCCUAAGUGAAUUACCGAGGAUCACUAGGCUUUGGCCAGGACAGCGUGGACUCCCUUCCAGGGAAAGUGGGCAGUCAGGAUGUCAAGGAUGUGCAGGUAAGAGGGUUGCAAUCCCCCUUUCCAGGGCAAGCGGGGGGGGGGGUGGAGCUGUAGAUUUUUUCACUGGUGGGAAGAUGCUGCAGUGCUGUUUCCCCCCCUUGCACCCACCGCCUUCUUUGCAGUUCUGUGUGGAACAGGUGCUACAGGAGGAACUGACGGAUCCACAGAGAGUGGCCGUGCUUGGUGGUUCCCAUGGAGGCUUCCUAUCCUGCCAUCUCAUCGGCCAAUACCCUGGCACCUACAAGGCUUGCGUGGCCAGGAAUCCCGUGGUCAACGUGGCCUCCAUGGUCGGAAGCACUGACAUCCCUGACUGGUGCGUACCAAAGGCAGCCUGAGCAGCUGCAGUUUCUCCUUCAUGCUAUGGCUGCUGUAAUGAGGACACAAGAAGGCCCAUACUCCUGCAUCCUAUUCUCCCAGUGACCAACCAGCAGCUGCUGGGAAGCCUGCAAACAUGACCCAAGGGCAAGAGCACUCUCCCAAGGUGGUUCCCAACAAUUGGUAUUCAGAGACGUACCACCUCACGGUGAACACACCCAUCGUGGCUAGUAGCUAUUGAUAGUCUUAACACACACAUACCAUGAAUUAAUUGAAUUGUCCUUUAAAACCAUCCAAGUUGGUGACCAUCACUAUAUUCCAUAGUUUUUAUUUAUUUACCCAUUUAUAAUCUGCACUUUCAUAAAAUGCACUGGUCCCAAUGUACAGGGUUUACCCCGCUUUCUGCACCUGUCAGCUGGAAGAACUUUCCGUUUAUUCCGGCUCUCUGUUUCCCGUUCCCCCUGUUUUGAUACCUGCUGCACUGCUACUCCUAGGUGCCUGACGGAGGCUGGCUUGCCAUAUGACCAGACUGCCCUCCCAGAUCCCAGGCAAGGGGCAGAGAUGCUGCUUUGUUCACCUAUGCAAUACGUUGACAAGGUACAAUACACACAGACCUUCCCUCUCCACAUCCAUUGGUCCAAGAACUCCAUGAUUUCGCUACUUCGUUUUCAGAGCUUUGGUUUCUCCACCUGCCCUGAUAUCUUUGCCCUUUUUCCUCCUUAGGUUCAGACACCUGUUCUUUUAAUGAUCGGAGAGGAAGAUAGACGUGUACCCCCCAAGCAAGGCUUGGAGUAUUACCGUGCUCUCAAGGCCAAGGGUGUCCCAACCCGGUAAGCAUAAUAGGCAAACUUGGCAAAUAAUGCAAAGGAGCUGGCUGAAAGGAGCCUCUAUAGGGACAAAGGGGUGGUGGUCAAGAGGCUAGAAAUAUAUGCGACUGGGUCAGGAGGGGAGAAUUGUGUGUGGGCAGAAGGUCUGGCAAGAGAGAGUGAUGUGUAAAAUAAAUGCAUUACACCUAAUAUAUGUGUCUCUCUCUUUCUAGAAUGCUGCUUUAUCCGGGCAAUAACCAUUCACUCUCUGGUGUGGAGGCCGAGGCAGACGGUUUCAUGAAUAUUGCACUCUGGCUGAUCCAGCACCUGAAAUGA
Molecule: messenger RNA, 15523 nt
Organism: Podarcis lilfordi (Lilford's wall lizard)
Lineage: Eukaryota; Metazoa; Chordata; Lepidosauria; Squamata; Lacertidae
Source: the annotation of a GenBank genome assembly